AUGUGGAACUGUCGUCACCAAAAGAGAGUGAACGCCUCAAAUUACUACUGUGACGUUGGGAUUUGUUCGUCCUGUUUGGAUUGUCCCACUGCCAUAAAUGUGUAUUCUGCCCGAGCCUCUGUCCUAACCUCCUCCACAACACCCAUACUCACCCUCAACAAGGACUUGGAAGGCGGCCGCAGUGUAGACUUGGUCUUUAGACGGAAGAUACCGAAUUGCCGCAUCCACGGCCAAGGGCCAACCACUGCGAAUCGAGACGGCCCAUCAAGCAACAUCGGAGGUUGCGUAGUAGGCGAUGAAUUCGGUACAGAGCCCACCCAACGCAGACCUAAUAGCACUACGCAGCACUCCCCUCGGCAGCUCCAAAUCCACAUCCACUUCCUCCAAUGCAUGCCUGCAGUCGAAGUACUCAUGCAAGGCGUGGAUAAGGUGGAGGUUAUAUACGUCCAUGUGGCGGUCGCAUUCAACAAAAUAUUGCAUUGUCCCUCAGACCACAUACCCAAAGGCUACAUCUCCUACACAGAGAACACAGUAGGAGGAAUAUCAAGAGGUACACAUCUGCAGCACAACGUCUCUGCUAGGAAGUAUGGUCAAAAUCACGGUGGGAUUAUAUGA
This is a messenger RNA of Echinococcus granulosus, 615 nucleotides long. RefSeq lists its product as hypothetical. The record is from RefSeq and is a predicted model, not a curated record. Lineage: Eukaryota; Metazoa; Platyhelminthes; Cestoda; Cyclophyllidea; Taeniidae. The coding region runs from base 1 to 615 and encodes 204 amino acids. The transcript has a single exon.